Molecule: messenger RNA, 906 nt
Organism: Phytophthora nicotianae INRA-310
Lineage: Eukaryota; Oomycota; Peronosporomycetes; Peronosporales; Peronosporaceae
Exons: 2
Coding region: 1-906 (301 amino acids)
Source: RefSeq, a predicted model, not a curated record
AUGACGUGGAUGGAUCCCGAUGCAGUCACCUUCUUCUAUGUCGCCGUAUUACACAUAUCAUGCGUACUAACCAUGAUCAAGUACGCUACAACUCCUGAUCGUGUUGCGCCUGAUCCAGCUGAACACGUUUACAAUCUAUUGGCACCACCAGACUAUGCGCUUUCCGUUAUGUUUCCAAUCCUAUUACUUUUCAGUAUUAGUCGAUUUGGCCCCAUAGCGUUGCUAUUUGAUUACCAGGACCUCACACCGGCCUCUAUACUCAUUAUCCUGGUUGGUCCGGUCAUUUUUGCGGUGCUAGUAUUUGGGCUGAUACCCUUCCUGCUAUUCUGUAAAUUGCGAUUGUACCUGGCGCCGAUAACAUUGAUACUGGUGUGGGCUGGAGCGCUGUAUUGCUAUGCGAGUUUGGAAAGCACAGCCGAGCGAAUGCCUGAAAGAUACCGCUCUCGACACGCGACAGAAGUGAUUCAAAACACAUGGGGCAAGCUUUCAGUGCGUCUCACGCUUAUCUGGCUCAGCGGUGCAGUCAUCUUUUCGAUCAUUGACAUGGUGCAGAUCUUCUAUGGCGAAUAUUUCGGCUUCGAAUCAUACGUGAAGCUUAUGGGAUUGCUUCUCGCGUUUGCGGUUGCUGCUUACGUUCAAUGUCGCGAUCCUGUGGUGGCCUGGGUCACUACGUGGUUUGUUAUGGUGUUAGCAAAUAGAACGAAUGUCUAUGAGGGCGAAACGAAGAAGACAUUCGAAAAGUUGCAGGCUGCUGCUUCAGCUGCGGCGUACAUUUUUGAGAUAGUACUGAUCUUGGAUACUAUCGAAGGCCUCAACGAGUUUUUGGGCAAGUUUAUAUAUCGCCCGGACCCGGAUUCCGCUUCUGAAAGCGACGACAACCUCAACACCGUGUACGGAACAGUAUGA